GCGAUACGUUGUCAUCAUUAAUAAUAAUAAUAACAUUAUGACUCUCGGCCGGGGUCAACGAGUGUGUUGAUAACGCAAAUUUUCCGAUAUUAUUCCGGACUCGGUCGUCUGCCAAUCCGUUCGGUGUCGUUCGUAUUUCACACGAGCGUAGACGUACAAGUCACGCGUCCGCCCGCUUACCAGUUACCUUAUACCUGCGACUGUUACACCGGGAGCAACUACCUAGGUCGUCGAGCGAUUAGCAUUCAUUCCGGCUAGCGUCCGACGGUCGGACCGGCGAUGGCGCUCUGUUUGUUUGACGUUUCCGACUCCGGACGACGCGUCCAUCGCACGGGUCACCGGUGUCCGGUCUCGUAGUCCUCUUCAAACCACCGCUGCUCACUCACCUAUGCGUCAGCGUGCGUCGCCGUCGAUCGCCGUUCGCAGCUCGCAGACACAGCACGAUGGAUUGCGCGUCGACUCUGUAUUCCCAUCGCAACAACGGACUGAUGACCAGGUCGCUGGAGAAACUGUUGGAGGACGCACACCUGUGCGGCGAGUUGAAACUCGGCGGCCGCAAACUAAAGGAAUUCCCGGUGACGAAUAAAUACGAUUUGUCCGACACGACCAUCGCGGAUCUCUCUAAAAAUUGCUUCACACACUUUCCAGCCGAGGUAAUCAAAUUCUGGUCAUUAGAAUCUCUAAACCUGUAUCAUAAUGCUAUACGAUCGAUACCAAAUACAGUCACAUCACUUCAAUCAUUGGUGCAUCUUGAUCUCAGUCGGAACCGUUUAACAUGUCUACCAUCAGCUAUGUGUCAGUUACCUCUUGAAAUCCUAUUAUUGUCCAAUAACAAACUUAAACAGUUACCCACCGAAAUUGGAUUCUGCAAAACUCUUAUUGAGUUAGAUGUAAGCUGUAAUGUGCUUAUUAAUUUACCACCACAGUUGGGUCAACUAUCCUCAUUAAAAUGUUUAAACGCACAAAAUAAUCUACUUAUUGAGUUACCAUUAGAAUUAACAUAUAUAAAAUUAGCAAGAUUGAAUGUCAGUUUGAACCGAAUAUCAUCUUUACCUGUUGAAUUGCGAUUAAUGUCAUGUCUGGAAUGUUUGGAUGUAGCCAAUAACCCAUUGGUGUCCCCUCCAACUGCUGUUUGUAUUAAGGGUCGUAUUCAUAUAUUUAAAUGGUUGGAAUUGAAAAGCAUUAAAGAAGGCCGAAAUCGAGGAUCAUCGUGGAAGUUCAACUCUCUUAAGAGCAAUAAUCAUAGUUUAGACAGCAACAUGGACAGUUUGACUUUAUCUGAAACAACUAGUCUCGUACAUUCUUCAGAUGAAGGUGCAAAUGGAAGCAUGGAAUAUUUGAACAAACCUGAUAGAAAACAUAGGGAAACAAACAGAUACAAUAACAAUGCAAGCCCUGAAAUUGUACAUGUUAGUAAAAGCAACGGUAAUAUGUCAACAAAUGCAAAUAAAAUAUACUCUAGCAACAAUAAUGGUAUCAAGGUAAAUGAUAAGCCAACACAUCACACACAAAGCUAUAGAGAAUACAAAGAGUUCCUUAAACAACAACGUGCCCAAGAAUCUAUUUAUAAAGGAAAAGUUCAAAACCCAGACAAUAAUUAUGAUCAAAAGGAUAUCCGUCCAUACACUAAACCAAGUACACCUGAAAUUGUAACGACUCCAGUCAAUAAUUUAUCAUUACCAAUGUCAUCAAAUCCUACUAGUCCAAAUGUUUGGUCCAAGAAUAACACACAAAUCACUAAAAAUAAACUUCAGUUCACAAUGAAACGGGAGUAUGAUAAAGCAAGAGAAGAGGCAGAACUUGUGAAACAACUACGUAAUACUAUUGAAUCACGCUUAAAAAUGUCUCUACCAAGUGAACUGUCACCGGCGCUUAAUGAUGGAGUUGUGCUUUGUUACUUAGCAAACCACGUUAAACCGAGAUCUGUAGCUAGCAUUCACGUACCUUCACCAGCUGUGCCCAAACUUACCAUGGCUCGGUGUAGACGGAACGUUGAUAAUUUUUUGGAAGCAUGCCGUAAAAUUGGUGUGAAUGAAAAACUGAUUUGUUGUGCUGUGGAUAUUCUGGAGGGAAAAGGAAUUGUUCAAGUUGCCAUCACCGUAGCUGAACUUUUGAAAUUCCAUACAACGAAAACGCAACCUCAAACUGGACACGUGCCAUCACUUUUAAAUGUAUAAGAACAACACUAAUGGAAACGAUCUAUGAAUGAAGAAAAUGUGACUGACUGUUAUGCUCAUAAAUGAAAUGCUAAUGUGGCAUUGAAGACUGUUUUAAUUCACCUGUUAAGCAUAUAAAAAUCCUCAGAAAUUUCAUUAUGAAGCUGAGUUAAUUUUAUAUAUUUUUUUAUAAUCAAAACUAUAUCGAUCAAUUAAAACUCAAAUUUAGUGUACACUACUUAACAUUUUUUAUCGAGCGUAUAUUUAGUGUUAAUUUAUUUUUAGUCAUUUUGUUGACAAAAAAUAGUUAUUUAUUUAUUUAUUCUAAACUUCCUAUAGAGCCUGUGUUAACAAAUAAAGUUUCGCCAUUCCUAAAUAAAUUGGCUGUAUGUUAUUCUAGUUAA
Messenger RNA from Acyrthosiphon pisum (pea aphid), 2560 nucleotides. It is a transcript of the gene Lrch, whose product is annotated as Leucine-rich-repeats and calponin homology domain protein. Gene Ontology annotation, cellular component: cytoplasm. Bases 444 to 2177 code for a protein of 577 amino acids. The record is from RefSeq and is a predicted model, not a curated record. Gene Ontology annotation, molecular function: protein binding. Lineage: Eukaryota; Metazoa; Arthropoda; Insecta; Hemiptera; Aphididae. The transcript is spliced from 12 exons.